AUGCCGGGUCAUCUUGACCAAGACAUAUCUCAGUUGCUCGUGAGGAAUCUACGUACGAUACGUGUAGUCCACAGGAUAACCUCCUUUUGCGCAUCGCUUAUUAUGCUCUCAUCGAGGCCGAGCUUCAAAGUAUUCUCCACCAGAUGUGUUUCGACAAGACCAUUGGUUGUUAUGAUGAGAGGAAGGAUUCUUGUGCAGUCUCUUCUCGAAGAGCACAAUGUCGGGACGAUUGUGUGGAAUGGACCUGUCUGUUAUGAGUGGUUGGUCCCAGUACAGCUUCACCUCCCCAUUCUCCAGGAUCUCUUUUGGUGA
Messenger RNA from Coccinella septempunctata (seven-spotted ladybird), 312 nucleotides. RefSeq lists its product as uncharacterized. The transcript has 2 exons. The record is from RefSeq and is a predicted model, not a curated record. The coding region runs from base 1 to 312 and encodes 103 amino acids. Lineage: Eukaryota; Metazoa; Arthropoda; Insecta; Coleoptera; Coccinellidae.